AGGGCGGUACUCGUUGCCAAGGGCUACGACGUACGGAAUAUAUUGUUACACUUUGUAUAUGCUGAAACAAGUAUUGACAGAGGAAGUCUCGAAUAAAACAAUUUUCUUCCAUUAGCAAAACCCAGUCGGCGCCAAACAUUAUCGAAAAAACAAACGUGUUCUGAACAAAAAGCAUGAAGUCAAUGACAAAUCUAGAAAGCCACACACACGAUUCCAUCAGCCGGUCACGGAGUUCUCGCGCAUAGUACCAGGUACAUGUUCGAUGAUACGCGUGGUCUAGAAGCAUAAUAAUGUUGAUAAACGGAAUCUUUCUGACACGUCAUAUAAUGUCACCCGUGCAAACAGAUGCAACGUGUUGACUUUGAACAAUCUUCACGAGAGGGCGAUACCCCUCGGAGCGGUGGUAGAUAUGCGAUUGCAUGGCCCACUACCCAUAUAGCCAGUGCGAUCACAAGCAAGGCAGCGAUUGCCAAUCAGAAGGGAACAUGAUAAUGAAAGUAGAAGUAUUAUUAAAAAUGAGCAGAAAAUAGUCCAAAUGAACGACUCGGUUCACGCCGCAAUGUUAACUAGUAUCGUAAUGUAUUGUGCGUUCCCAGACUAUGUACCUUUUAAAAGACGAACUGUGGACCCCUGAAACAUGACUAUCUCGCUAGUUAGAUGACCUGACAAAAUGUAAAACAUCGAAAAUACUUUUACUUUUUACCCGGUCACUGUAAACAAAGUCAUAAAAUUGGCCAAUUUUCCAACUUUUGAAUUAUUACUUGCUAUGCUCUAUUGCUAAGAAGCGAUAGAUGUACUUGAAUACGGCACACUAUACACGCACUAAUAUUCCACUGUCAGCAAAUUUUCAUCAUGUGAGCCCAUUUGUAUCAACGUAAGCCCUGAUGACAAAGAUGAUUUCCUCAUCAAUCCCUUCAGACGAUUUCUUACAUUUGAAUCUGUAUUGUUGGUUCAAUGGUAGCUGAUAAAUGUGACUCUUAUACAAUAAUAUAAUGUGAGUUAUAAUGUGAGUUAAGAAACGAACUAUUCAAGUCUUCUGCUUGAAACACAAAAAACAAGGAUCGAAGACGACCAUCGAUGUUAGUAGACAACUUCAGAACAACCAUGAUUAGUAUAAUACAUAUUAUAUACAAGCAAAUGAAAAAUCAAAAGUCACAGUAGUAGAAAUCUGUCUCGAUAUCUAUAUGAUCCAAGACAGGAUACAGAUAACAAGGAAUGCAGACACAGACGAUUUCAUAGCAGAUAACCGAAUAAUGUAGGUGGUAAGCUCAUAAGACUACGACUGGGACUCGAAGAUGCUUAAAGGUUUCAAGGAAAUCACAGAUCUGGGGUAGCGGAAAACUAAGCGGAUACUUUUCUAAUACACUGUAACGCUUUAUUUGUGAAGUGACUAGAGUAGACAAGGUCUCCUAAGAUUAAGACUAUUAUCAGUAUUGAUCGAUGUACGGAUAAUCUUCCAAGUAUACUAUUGGCCCUAUGUAUGCUAAUACGGAGUGAACUCCACAAAUAUAUAUAUAUAUUCAGUACUGGGUGUGGUACAGUAGAUUGUAACGAAUGUUAUGAAAUGCCGGCGCGUGUGAGGAAAACAGAGCUUAUUAAUGAUUGAUGCUUCGGGAAAUCCCUGAUCUGUACUCUGAUGCUGGCAAGUGCUGGGUGGCCUAAUGGAUAUUGGCCAGUGAUUAGUAAGUGCACAUUUGAAGCAAGCGACAGCUCCAGGUAAGAAAAAAUAAAUCGGUCUCAGCUGUGACUGAAAUGACUUCAUCAGUCUACAGGGUUUGCCGAAGGUAGCAGAGGUUGUUGGCGGUAGAAAGGUGAAAGAUCUUUAACCAUAGGAUGGAAAUGUAGAAAUCCUUAUGUUUUGUUCUUAUAAUACAAAAAAUAGGUAAAAUAAUAGUUGACUAAAGGAACGUGAUAAGAAGCCCAGAGACAGACAAUCGUAGAGUCUCGCCACUAAAUAAACAUAGCAGAGUGCCGGUGGGUUAAGCAGACUGUAAUGCUGAAGGACACUGGUCCAAAUAUAGAUAGAAUUACGCUGUGCAUCUGUAAGUCAGUGAUAGACAUUCAGCGACGACGGCAAUAGCCAUGGCCGAUCAACUAUGGAUUGACCAAUUGAUUUUCUAAUGCAGGUUGAGUAUUAUUUGUAGAAAUUAUUAAGCAAAUGAGCCGGGAAAAAGGAACAUAGUGACAAUUUCGUGUAUUCAUUAGUAGCAGUUUCAUGAUGAUUUGAGCCAGGUUAAAACUGAGGGCAAAGCUGUCCUACCUCGUGGCAAAUGUAGAAAUACUGAGAUGGCUUUAUUUGAAAGAUUUAGGUCACGCUUAUGUAACACUCGUUUUUUUGGAUGACAAUACUCAACUAGUUGAUCAUUCACGGUUAUGAGAGUCAUUGUGUUAGCUUGUCUCGCACGACAUCAUAUUUCAUCUCAUUAUUUUAAAAUCCAUUAAUGUAUUGUCGCAUGCUAAAAGUAAUAAUCAUAUAUAUGUGAAAAAUAACAAGAUAAUGUCGCUGAUGAUUCUACCAUUUUUUUCGAAAGGAUACACACACAUGUGAUGAACGCGUGAUUGUUGACGCGAGAACAAAUCGUGUCGAAUUUCAAGAUCACGUUAAAUAUUAUAUGACUUAUUAAUCGACCAUCAUGAUCAUUAAUGGUUAAUUAAUUAUUAGACCGAUUGCACAGGGCAAAAAAAGGAUGGUAGUUUUCCUUGCCCCAACCCCACUGAUACGAUGAGUCAAUAACAAUAAUAAUAAAUCAUUAACAACAACCAAUAACAACAAUAACGAGGAUGAUGAUGAUAUCAUUAAAAUGAUACAAUACAAGAUUGCACAAAUUAUUAAGAACGAUAUGAUGAGAAUUAUGAUUGUGAUGAUAAUACGAAAAUCUAAUGAGAUACUAUUCAUGAAUAAUUUAGUUGCUAUAAGGAUAAUUAUAUUGUUACAUACAAUGUAUAGGGACAACAAUUACUAUAAUUAUUAUUACACAAUGGUGGUACCCUAUAGGCGUGUAUAUCUGUGCUCCGCGAAUACGUGCCGAUUCAAUAAUAUCAAUGAAUGAAAAUCGCUCACCAAUUAACAUUUAAAAAGACAGCUCACCUAUAACAAUGAUAGCGUUAUUAUGAGAAUAAAGAGGGUGACUGUAGUAGGAAUAACCAUACACACUGUGUAUACUCCUGAUGGGGGGGGGGGGGGAAAAAACUCCAAUGGUAAUAACACAACAAUAAGAAUUAUAAAUAAUAACAAUACUCGGAAUGCUGAUAUUACGAUGGUAACGAGCACACGUCACGCUAUAGAUUUGAGUAAUGAUGAAAACCGAUGACAUAACUAUAAUACGAAUAUCUAUACGGAUAUAGUCAUUAUCGUUAUUCACGUACGGUGAUCGUUGGGGUGUUAAUCAAGAAACGCAUUGAUAUAGACGUCAUACAGUUAUUAAACAACUAGAAUAAUUUAUUAUUAUUAUUAUUACCAUCAUUAAUUGUUGGUAAUAUAGUGGUGUUCACUAAUACACGCGAAUACAAGCACAUAAAGCACAGAUCGAUCUACUGUUGACUACGAAUUAAAGCUUGUAUCAGCGCAAAAGAACCGUUGUUGCAAUACUGUAAGAGAGUCAAUUGGACCCGCAGCGUUAGCUCACUAAUGAGUCACUGAACCGAAAGAGACACACAAAUAGAAACUGUUCAGAAUCAACUCGCUAAGCGCGUUUUGUUUCAGUGUGAAUAGAACGAUAAUAAUAUUAAUAAUGAUUAUCAAUGAAUGGCGAAAUAUGUGGAAAGGGAAAAGUACGAUGAAAAACAAGGACGCAAUGCCUAUUCUUCCUCAAUCUCUCAACUGGAUAAUGAGAGACUAUUACAUAAUAACAUGUAUAUAGAAUAUAACGUUCAAGUAAUGAUGAUGACGAAAUAUGAAAAUGAAUUGAUUAAAAAACCAAUAAUAAUAGGAUUAAAGAUAAUAAGUGACAACAAUAAUAACACUGUGACGACAACUACUACACGAUAGUAUUGCUUAUAACAAUAAGAAUUAUAUACAAAAGAAAGCAUACAUAUAUAUGACGUCAAAUGUCUGCAUUGUUAGCUCCACUGUUACGGAUACAGUGAGCGUAACAGUAAUACAAGCAGCAACACCAACAUCAACGGCUGUGUAGUAAAGCUUAAAAAUCGAUAAUAACAUAAAGACGAAGUUAACGACAAAGACCACAAAUGAGAAAAUUCAGAAACAAAAAUCGAAGCGAUGCGAGAGUGAAAAGCGGGACACUGAGCACAUCACGGAAACCUGCAAGCGGGACAUACCUAGACUAGAAAAAAGCAGACGAUAAAGUCAAUAAUGUUGAUCGUUUUUUGUGUGAGUGCUGAACCGCCUAAGCGGUUAGAGACGCAAGACGAAGAAGAGAGGGAGAAAACAAGCUAAAUCUAACGAACACUGAUAGCUAUGAUAAAAAAAGAAGUCGUGAUGUACAUCGAAAUCAUGGUAAUACUUGGUAAUAAUCAUUAACGAUAAGAAUUAGGAUAAGGAUAGUAAUGUUGAUGAAUGACGCAAACGAUGCUGUUGAUGCUAAUGAGAAACUAUAGAAAUAUGAAUAUCUCUGGUGGCGAUGAUAUAAGAUGAUACUGGUGAAAAUAAUGAUGCACGCACGCGAAAGGUUGCUGUUUGUAGCCAUAAUAAUAAUAAUAAUAAUAAUGAUAAUAAUAUUAUAAACGUUGGUUUUUUUCGUCCACAUCACUAUUUUGCCGCCCUCUAAUUAUAACAUUAUACGUACUCGUAAGUUUAUUGAAAAUAGUGAAACGAUUAUAGUUGACGACGGGUGACAAAGGCGAAAUGAUAGUAUAAUGAUAACAAAAUAAGGCGCGAUUAAAGAGUGAAGCCGCAUGUUAAAGGUCUGCGUUCCUACAAGAGGAAUAGAUUUUCAAAACUGUUGUCGGUAAAUGUUACUUAUCACAGUUUUUUCUUUGUUUUUUCUGCCAACCCCCAUUUGCUCAUCAUCGAGGUUUUGAGAUUCCAUGUUUCUAUGUGCCGGGUUUUUAUUUAUUAUUAGUGUUUUUUUGGGUUAUUUGUUGAGGGUUUUUGCGGUUGUUGCUUUCUUUGGUCGUGGUCUGAUUGUAUUGCAGGUCGCCGACUGGGCGGACCAUAAGGCAGAAUGUGCAAACCUGAAACGGGUGGCUCCACGCCGGCCCCUCGAACCGGCCAGACUCAUGGCGCGACUCGUGCUCCGAUGGAAACGUGAACUUGAGGAUCCAACAUGCGAGACGUUGCUCGGCAAUCGGCGACGCCUCAAGGACUGUAUGGAUCAUCGCGAGCGUAUAAAAAUGGACCGUGACCGAGCGAAGGGGUUCAUCUGGUUGUUGAGUUUGCUAAAGCAGUUUCUAAGCGGGCCACAGCUUGAGCGGGUCGCCGAUAUCGACAUCCUGAACCUCUUUGGGAUCAUGUGCAUUAAUACGAUGCACGUCGCUGACGACGAUGGGCCUCUGGGGUGCGGGUUGUAUCUGGCCGCGUCCAUGAUUGAUCACUCGUGCAAUCCCAACGUAAGCGGAAGCUUUAGAGGUCGCAUACUCCAGCUGAUGCCCCUACGAGAAUUCGAGGCGAGCUCAGUAGCAGACCUAUCGUUGUCCUAUAUAACGUUGCAUACAACGAGGGAACGACGUCGCGCCGAGCUCAACAAAUGCUACUACUUUAUGUGUGAAUGCGAGAUGUGCUCCGGUGCGAUUCCUGAAGUGAUGACCGAAGCCGAUUCGAAACUCACGGACCGCGUGUUUGAGCUUCGCGACCUCACGCUGGACAUGUCCAGUGAAGAGAAUCCGAAGAGAGCCCUCUGUGCUUUGAAAGAACUGUUUGCUGGGGAGUUAGCCAAUCUCGAAGAUAAUGAUGUAGCCAAAUUUACCGCACAGCUCACCGCUGCCGAUGCAUCCGUGGCUACUGCGGACUACGCUCUUGCUCGUGAUUACUAUUUGAGCUUGCUGCCGGUGCUUAAAAAGGUGUACUCAGAAAACCACCCGCAGUAUGCCCACAAGUUGGUCCGGCUCUGUCGUUUAAUGAUCGUCACGACGAAACAGUCCCGUGACGUGGAAGAGGUGUCUCGACUGCUAAUGCUGUUGAGGACAGCUGUGCACAUCGCCCGCCAAGCUCUUGGUGAAAAUCAUUUUGAUACCAAGGACGUGACCGCACUCUAUUUGGAGAUGGAAGCAUCCUUGAGAAAGGGUGCAAAUUCCCACAGCUCAAGCUCUGCUUCGGUACAGCCACGAUUUGCCAACAACGACGGUGGCGAUGCUGAUUCGACUGUUUUAGCUGGAGCAGCUUUAGGACGCGAGCAGCAAGAAACCUCGUCAGGCAUCGUAACGACAAGUGCUGGUUCUGAAGUUAUUUCAUUGGCGGUCGCAAAACCCAUUGAAGAUAUUCCGCCCUACGAGAACAUUCCGGAAGCCGAAUGCAUAAACGAAUAGUCAAGUUUUUCAGGUCAAGUUUGCAAUGUCACAGUACAGCCACUCGACUGCUGAGAAGACAACGCGAGAGAUGUAACCAAGCUAAUAUACCAUGCGCAAAACGAACAAGUUACCUCAUAUGGCUAGUACACCAUACCCUUUCUCAUCGGGCACGCAGACCACGUCAUCUUCAUUACUCGAGAACAUAUAGUUUACGCGUUGUCUACUAUUGCAUUAUCAAUGAGGAAGCUGAAAUUUAUUUCGAUUCUUAUCACUUUGCUGGCUGUACUAGCGGGCAUGAUGCAAAGAAAGCAAAAAGUAAUUUUCAUCUACACUUCAUAGCCCCACCGAAUGUAAUUCCUCCGUAAGUGGAAAGAACUUUUCUAUCGGUUCCUUCCGCUGUUCAAAUUACAGGUUAGUAGCCUCGUUUCGCAGGCCAUCGCGUUCACAUUUCACGUCAUUUCAAACUGAUUGGAUUCGUCUGCUCAACAGAGUCGCAUCCACCCUUAAAAAGACUUUGCGGCAUUCGAAUAACGUCCGGCGAACGUACAUUAGCAAGCAACGUUCCGAAAGCGAUACUUGCAACGAGUGCAUACAAUAAACGAGGGAAGGCCACGACCAUUAAUUAAUAAAAACGUUAAUAAUGAUUCUUGUCUUUUUUUUCUAUUUUUAGAAUUUUUUCUAUUUAGACCGUUGUUCGACCACGUUAAUUAGUGAAUAUCGGGGAAAAAGUAAAAGCAGUGUAAUCGUUAAGUACAUUCCACGUACUUGUGUAUCAUACGAGUUGCACCAUACGAUACAGCCAGCAAAAAAACAUGCAUUAUUCAAGUUCGACACAAAAGGUUUAAAACGAACGCCGUAGAAGUCACAAUUCACAAUUGCUGAUUACUGUUGUCGUGUUUCCGCUUUUGGUCGAAGUUCUCUGCUCUCCGCCGUCAACUCGUCAUCGUAAAAUAUAUAUAUAUAUAUAUAUAUAUAUAUAUAUAUAUAUAUAUAUGAUGACGAGUUCACAGCGGAGAGGAGAGAACUUCGAACAUUAAUAAUAUAUAUAUAUAUAUAUGAAAGAGGGAGAGAGAGAGAAGGGGAAAUGUUGUAGAGCGACAAUUAGAAGCGACAGCGGCUUUCAACUGCGUGCAUUCGAUCUGCUAUAUCUUUGUUAAUGUAACAAACAAACAAAAAACACGCGACGCAUGAAUGAUAAUAACGUUGCCAGGCGCUAGGAAAAGACAUCAGGAACAGACUCUUAAAAACAUUCAGCUCGGGCGAGGUCAGCGUUUGGUGUGAAUAUACACAGACACACAUAAAAGACAGAAAGAACAGAAAAGUACGAGUAAAGAGCGAGCUCGGGUUGGUUUUUUCAUGAAAAUGGACUUACCAUUGCCUCUAUAUCAUGAGCCUUAUGGCUACAACUGCACGAAUAAAGAUUCGCAUUCAAAGAACGAGUAAUUCCUUCCACAACGACGCCUUGUUGCCUGUGUUGAAUUAAGGUUUGGCUCGAAUCAAGGUUGCGCGAAUCAUAUAAAACCUACGACAUAGGCGACUAUUUCGAUUUGAGUGCUACCACGCUUCGCCAUAAACACGGCAACUGCGUCGUAAGGGAGAGUUUACUGUCAGUAUCGUCAAUUUGUGUAUACUAUUAUAUUUACCUCAGUAAACCCGAGUUAGCUCUCGCUCACCACAACGCCAAAACGCGCCGUCCCUCAUCAUCCGUGCUGUACGACAGGCUACAUAUUAUCAAUGUUGUAUUAAUGUUAAAGUCUAUUAUAAAAUUUAAAAUAAUGGCCAAAUAAAUAUGACCAACAUUUUGUUAA
Messenger RNA from Varroa destructor (honeybee mite), 8213 nucleotides. Its product is annotated as histone-lysine N-methyltransferase SMYD3-like. Gene Ontology annotation, cellular component: nucleus. Lineage: Eukaryota; Metazoa; Arthropoda; Arachnida; Mesostigmata; Varroidae. Gene Ontology annotation, molecular function: protein binding. The record is from RefSeq and is a predicted model, not a curated record.